Molecule: messenger RNA, 2310 nt
Organism: Aspergillus melleus
Lineage: Eukaryota; Fungi; Ascomycota; Eurotiomycetes; Eurotiales; Aspergillaceae
Exons: 7
Coding region: 1-2310 (769 amino acids)
Molecular function (GO): zinc ion binding
Source: RefSeq, a predicted model, not a curated record
AUGGACUUCUCGGACGCAAAAGUCCCGUCAUUCCAUAGCCUUCUCCAGUCCGGGGACCCGUGGGUCCCUUUUUCCGAGUUCUCGAUUGAAACCUCCCGCGACUUGCUGAGCGGAGAUGGCAAUAGCUGGGUGCAGGGCAGGCUGAAAGAAGGUCGACCCUUCGUUCUUCGCGGAUUUAACCGCUUGGAGAGCUGGGAUGCAUCCGUCUUCAAUAAGGAUAGCUUGGCUGCGUUGUCGUCCUCGGAAGCGAUUCCUAUUAGGAACUGUCAAUCAGGUCGAGAUGUAAGAAUGCGACUGCGAGAUUUGUUAUCGACGGCAGGGUAUGAUCGUACCAAUAUCGUCAAAGAACUACUAUAUGCGAAAGACCUUCAAUGCCCUUCUGAGUGGAUCAGGGCGUUGGAAACCGUCUUACCGUCGUCACUGAGGCAUCUAGGUUCGCUCGACUUGUUCCGAGUGCUGCCGAAAGAGAUUGCCCCGGAAGUUUUGAUGGCUUAUGUUGGAACUCGAAAAUCCUUCUCUGGAUUUCACAGAUGCUUCAGCGCAACUGUUGCCCUUAAUCUUUUAAUUGGAUCGGAAGGUCAUGGGCCGGGAACAUUAUGCUUUGGUACAGACACGAGCUCACGGGCUCAAUACGACGCAUUCAUGGAAGAACUCGGAAAAUCAUCUCACACCGACUGGGCUAACGUUUCCAUCGAAAAGCUCAGACUAGCCAAGUUCCCCAUAUAUAUAACGUAUCAGGAACCUGGGGAUCUGGUGGUAUUUCCGUCGGCAACUUCCCAUCAAAUAUGGAACACUAGCUCUUUGGUUACGAAGGUAGUAUGGAACAUCAUGCACACUUCUUCGCUCGAGUCUUUCUUCGACUACGUGCAACCGGUUUAUCAAAUGCAAUGUCAUGCAGACACGGGUCGAGUUCCUUUGAUACCGUUCCAUGCUCUGAACAGCAGUCUUGGAGUGCCAGAGACUCGGCUUCUUUUGGAAAUCUUCCAGCGACUGUUCGAUGAUGAAGACAUUGGAGACGACCAAAAUGUUUCGAUUAAGCUUGUGGAUACGCAAGGAGCGGUUGUGGAGUGUAACUUUUGUGGAUUGACGAUCUGGAACCGGCACUUGCAUUGUGAGCAGUGCGGUGAUUUUGACCUUUGCCUAACAUGCUUCGUUUCCGGCCGCAGCUGCAAGCAUACCGCUGGCUAUGCUUGGGCGGAAUUAUUGCCCAGUCAGCGUUGCCAAGAUAUGAUAAGAGCAUGCAGAGAUGUAUUCCACGAUCAGCCGCUCUCGAGGAUGAGAGAAUCCAGGAAAAGGUCGUUGGGUACGCUCGCAAUAGCGGCGGCGGAUGCACGGAGACAACAAAUGGAGCGACUGUGCCACUUGUGUCGGGAUAGUCACCCUGUGUGGAAGGGUAUCACGUGUCCUAUAUGUGACGCCUUUUUCUGCUUCCGUGGUCUUUACAGGCAUUUCGAUGUUGAUCUUCUCACGUUUCUCCGGAAGGACGAGGCAUGGAGUUGUCCUAAAUGCGUGCGAAUAUGCAAUUGCCGAUGUUGCCAUUCAGCCCACCCAUACCAAAGCAGAGAUAAGCCAGUCCGGGCGCGCAUCAAACCCGUUGACCCCCGAGGGCGCGUAUAUGGUUUUGUGGAUAACGUUUUUGACCAAAAGAGAGGUAAGAAGGCAAACUUGCCCUUACACGGCGUCUCUCCACAGGGCGACACCACCCCUCGAGGGCAAAAACGAUCCAGAGUGUCAAGCGAAGACGACCAGGUCAAACUGUGGCCCCAAAAUGGUCAUGCGCGCCUCCCAAGUGCAAGACCUGAGGUUGUCGACAUUACUCCAUCUAAUGGGACACCUUUCAAUCCCCCAAGCACCGGAUCCCUUGGGCCGAAAGGACAGCUGCGCAUUAGCGACCUUGUCGAGGAUCAGAAUUCGCCCGUCGAUGCCACGCCGACCCCUCGUAGCGGUAUAAUGCAUCAGCCGAUGUCAUCGGUAUCCUCGGUGCCGCAGAAUGGUACAAUCCGCGACCCCAGCGGAUCCCGGAAUGAUCGCCGUCACGCGGAAUUCCCGUCGUCAGGGAGUGGAGAAAGCAUUGCGGCGCUCGAAAGGAAACUAGACAAUCUCCGGCAGUCUGCCGAUGUCCUCAUCGAUUUGGCUUUGACGGAUUCUCACGCGGAGGUCAUGGAGACCAUUCGUCAAUUAGAAAGUGAAAUCAAACAGCGAAAGCGCGCAAAGGCGGAAGUGUUGUUCAAUAAUCUCAGUCGAGAUUUCCCUCAUUUGGCCGAUCUGGCUCGCGAGGAAGCGCGACGACGGGGGAUCCAGUCUGAAUAA